This is a messenger RNA of Aspergillus novofumigatus IBT 16806, 1202 nucleotides long. RefSeq names its product clathrin light chain CLC1. Gene Ontology annotation, molecular function: structural molecule activity; clathrin heavy chain binding. The coding region runs from base 122 to 850 and encodes 242 amino acids. The record is from RefSeq and is a predicted model, not a curated record. Gene Ontology annotation, cellular component: clathrin coat of coated pit; plasma membrane; clathrin coat of trans-Golgi network vesicle. NCBI's taxonomy places the organism in Eukaryota, Fungi, Ascomycota, Eurotiomycetes, Eurotiales, Aspergillaceae. Gene Ontology annotation, biological process: clathrin-dependent endocytosis; intracellular protein transport; clathrin coat assembly. The transcript has 4 exons.
CCUCCUCAAAGCGCCAGCUGGAGCAUUGCAUUCAACCUUAAUCUCAUUUCCUUCAUCCACAUUGAUCUACAGCACUUCCAGGCCAGUCCUGGGACUCUAACACUUCAAUUACUACUCAAAAAUGGCGGACCGUUUCCCCUCACUGGAGGACUUUUCUGCGGGCCAGACUGACGUUGUCGAGACCAACGGGGCAUCGGAUGAAAACGACUUCCUUGCUCGGGAGCGCGCUAUUCUUGGAGAUGAUGCCGAACAAUUUGCCACUGCUCAAGACCACGUUGCUACAGAUAUCGGUGAUGAUUUACUGGGCGGUGCGGAAGGAGCCGUAGUUGGCGAAGCAGCCCCUGAGGAAAUCUCGGGGUUUGAGUCUUCGUUUCCUGCUAUAGAGACACAGAACGAGCAAGUUGCUCCUGGCGGUACAAUUACCGGAACAGGCGCACCCUUCCCGCCAACUGGCUAUCCUUCUUACAAAGAGCCAGAGGAAGAGCCAGAGCCCGUCAGGGAAUGGCGUGAGAGACGAGACGCGGAAAUCGCCCGCCGUGCAGAACUUUCGAACGAGAAGAAGGAGGCGACUAUCAAGAAGGCUCGAGAGGACAUCGACGAUUUCUACGUAUCUUACAACAACAAGACGGACAAGCUCCGGGCUCAAACCCGCGCUGAUGCCGAACAAUUCCUUGCCAACAGAGAAGACACCUCUGCCGGUGGCACCAGCUGGGAGCGCAUCGCGAAGCUCGUCGACAUCUCAGGAAAGGGCGCGAAGGGUGGUGCCAGUGGAUCAGGCAAGGAGCGUUUCCGUGAGUUGCUACUGGAUCUGAAGAAGGAUCAGAAUGCCCCAGGUGCCAGUGGGAUCUAGGGGUUGGACGCUGGUCGUUGACAUGACAAGCAAGACGGAGGACGGCGGAUCAUCGAGAGACUGAAAGAAAUAAAUUAUCUAAUGACAAUACACCCUGUUUCAUAUUGUUGUCGCAUCUUGCUCACGAACAUCACUACUCGCGUUUGAUCAACGAUGCCUUCCCUUUAUCAUUUUGAUCCGCAAUGAGUGGAGCGCGAGGUUUCCUACUUUUGAAGGUCAUGGUUGCGUGUUCGCUUCAGCUGCAGCUUUUGAUUCCUUUACUACUGACAUAUCCUUCUGGCACCCGUGUAUUUAAACCUUGGUAUUUCCCCUCCUCUUUAUCAUCCUCGUUGAAUGGACGUAUGAAUUACCU